Molecule: messenger RNA, 2025 nt
Organism: Histoplasma capsulatum G186AR
Lineage: Eukaryota; Fungi; Ascomycota; Eurotiomycetes; Onygenales; Ajellomycetaceae
Exons: 4
Coding region: 1-2025 (674 amino acids)
Cellular component (GO): mitochondrial outer membrane
Source: RefSeq, a predicted model, not a curated record
AUGUCGAUAAUAUCCGAACAAGUUCGACGGCUGGAUGCGCAGAUCGACAGGAUCCAAUUGCACCUCUCGGAAUCCGCCCAAAAGUCAGCUGCGGUUGCCGCCAUCACCCAACAGCCAGCAGACGUGCACGAGGAAGAAGCGUCUGCUACAACCAAGCAGACCAUCGCUGCCUUAACCGCAAUCGCAAGAGCGCUAUCCGUAGGCUCUCCGUCACGCCCACUCCUGCACCCUUCCCAUCUCCUGCAGCUUCUCCAUCGAUCAGUGGCCCCCUCUGUCCAACCCACUUCUGCAGCAUUAGAAGAUGGCUACAUCUCAGACCUCCAAUGGAUCAUUGCGGCAAAGGCCUCCGUCCAGGGGCUGGGGUUGGUCAUGCGGGCGUUGCUGCAGGAGAGCAUGCCGCUAAAUGACAGCAUCUGGUACUGGGAUGAAGUCCUGAGCUCCCAUAUCUACACCGGCCUCUAUACCAUGCAGAUGCUGCCCGUCAGGCUCUGGCAACAGGCGCGGGACAUCUUCCACACGUUCCGGCGGCGGCGAAUGGAGGCGCGGGUUAUGGGCAUGGGCGCUUCAUCCCUGUCGCUGUCCGGUCGCUGGAGGAAUUUCUACAGUAUUGUCCACCAGAGUAUCAAGGAGCGGUCGCUGGUGCAGUCGAAGAUGAUGAGGAUUUUUUCGCCGUUUGCGUUGUGUCGGUCUCAGGUUCGAUCGAAGCGGAAGCAUUUGAGGAAGGUUCGGGAGGUCAAUGCCUGUGCGAUUGGACUGCUUGUGGAGGAAGGACUUGUUUUCGAGAUGGAAGACGAAGACUCUGGAUAUGGCGAUAAUGGAAAUGUCGAGAAGCUUGGAGAUUGGAAGGAGGUGGUUCGACGGACUGUCGUUCUCCUCCGUGUCGUCCUGGAGAAAGUUGGUGGGGGUGCCGGCAAGAUUGCCGUGUUUGAAAAUACCGUGUUUGUGGAUGUUGAACACCUAGUUCAUGCUGUAGAGCAUCCGUCGCACAUUUUCCAGCAACUCAUCCAGGUUUUGGAGGAAUCCUUGCCCGACCAACGGGCCUCUACUGCGGCUAUGAUCAAUAAAUACGGCUACCCUUCUAGGAUCAUCCGUUACUGGAUUCCGGUCUCAAUCCUGUUCUUCUCUCUCGGAACCAUACUAAAUACAUUAACUAAUAGACGUGUAGAGAUAUGGACCUGGAUCUCCGAGCUUGGUUCCACAAUGGUUGAUUUCUGGGCGAAUUGGGUCAUCGAUCCCUUACGGAGACUCAUCGGGACGAUACGGCACGACGAGACGAGCGAGGUUGCCAUAAUGAGCAAGCACAGCCUGCAAGCGGAUCGAGCUAGCCUCGAGAGGAUGGUUGUUGACUUUGCCACGGACGUCUCAGGCCAUAAGUCAUGGACGCAGGCCGAGAUCGAUGUGCUCCGGUCUGAAGUUAAAGAGGGAGAUCUUACUCCGGUCCUAAAAGCCUACGAGCGGGAUUUGAAAAACCCUUUCUUUGGAACAGUGCGGGGAGACUUAAUUCGUGCGCUACUGAUACAGAUCCAGAAAACCAAAGUGGAUGUUGAGAUUGCAAUUGGGGGCAUCGACGCGCUAUUGAAAAGCCAGGAAUUGCUUUACUUAAAUACGGCCCUAGAUUUGUCGGUCUCACCCCAGGAAUUCUCGUUUCCUACGCUGUAUUCCGAUGGGUCAGCGGAGCCUUCGGAAACAGGGCCGGCCUCCGGCGAGGGAAGAAGCAAGAAGAUAUGGUCCGCGCACUCAGAGAUACAUGAGAACUCACCGUAUCCGCUCCUCACCAGCGCCGUCCAUCGCGUCCUGACAGCCUCCACCACCACGCACGACGGCCUUCUCUCCUGCAAGGACCACGGCCUUCUGCUCUGCGAGACCGAUAUCCUCUGCCAAAGGGCUCAGAAUCUUCUCCCGGGGGCUACAUAUCAUGAGUUCCAGGAGGACAUCCGUGAGCUUUUGAACGUGCGUGUUGGCAUUGCGCGGCAAUUGCGCAUCUUGGAGCGUGUGCGAUGGGCGUAUGCGAAAUGGACGCGCUGA